Molecule: messenger RNA, 874 nt
Organism: Prunus avium (sweet cherry)
Lineage: Eukaryota; Viridiplantae; Streptophyta; Magnoliopsida; Rosales; Rosaceae
Product: CEN-like protein 2
Biological process (GO): vegetative to reproductive phase transition of meristem; negative regulation of flower development
Cellular component (GO): cytoplasm; nucleus
Source: RefSeq, a predicted model, not a curated record
AAGCAAUAUAAGAAGUACAUCUCUAAUUCCUCCUGAGUUCUUAUCCAUUAAUCUUUGGUCAAUAGCUACACCUUCUUUUUCACUCCUCCUCAUUCUCUCUUUCUCUCAGAAAAAUGGCAAGAACGUCUGAGCCUCUGGUUGUUGGGAGAGUAAUAGGAGAUGUUCUUGAUUGUUUCACCCCAACAACAAAAAUGUCUGUCACUUACAACACCAAGCUAGUCUGCAAUGGAUAUGAGCUCUAUCCUUCUGCUGUCACCACCAAACCUAGAGUUGAGAUUCAAGGAGGAGAUAUGAGAACUUUCUUUACUCUGAUCAUGACAGACCCAGAUGUUCCUGGCCCUAGUGAUCCUUAUUUAAGGGAGCACCUGCACUGGAUUGUGACAGAUAUUCCAGGCACCACAGAUGCCACAUUUGGAAGAGAGGUGGUGAGCUAUGAGAUGCCAAGGCCCAACAUUGGCAUCCACAGGUUUGUGUUUGUUCUCUUCAAGCAGAAAAGAAGGCAGUCUGUGAACCCUCCUUCCUCAAGGGAUCAUUUCAGUGCUCGAAGCUUCGCAGCUGAAAACGACCUGGGUCUUCCUGUCGCUGCCGUCUACUUCAAUUGCCAGAGAGAAACGGCAGCUAGAAGACGCUAGCUAGCUACCCAGAACCCCAAAGCUCCUCCAUAAUAUGUGAAUUUUAAAUAAAAUUAUUAUCAAGUGUGUUUCAUCAUCCUCCCCUGUCGUUAGAGUAGUAUUAGGCUAAAACUACUCACAUGUAACCAGAAUAAUUUCCAAUCAAGAGAGAGCAAUGUGCGUUUGGCUCUGUCAUUUUGCUGCUCUCCAAUCGGACUUUAUGAAUUAAUUUGCAGAAAGUUUGAAGUCUCACCUGACUAUCU